Molecule: messenger RNA, 1234 nt
Organism: Cucumis melo (muskmelon)
Lineage: Eukaryota; Viridiplantae; Streptophyta; Magnoliopsida; Cucurbitales; Cucurbitaceae
Exons: 4
Coding region: 344-949 (201 amino acids)
Source: RefSeq, a predicted model, not a curated record
UACACUACUAAGCAUUUAGGAACUACAGUAAAGAAGGUUCAUUCUUCUCACUCUGUCUCAAUUGGGAAGAGUCAAAAGAAAGAACAUGAAACAAAAGGAAAUGGAAAGUAGGUUAGAGCCUUAGAUAUUAUGUACAUUGCACUACCAUAUUUGUUACAGAAGAAAAUUUUCUUGAGACAUGAGAUGACAUAGGGAUAAACGUGUUGAAACAGAUGAUGUCUUGAGACAUCCAGCUGAUGCAGAGGGGUAGAAGCACUUUGAUUCUGAAUUUUCUGAUUUUGCUUCUGAUCCACGUAAUGUGCGUUUGGGCUUGGCUUCAGAUGGGUUUAACCCAUUUGGUCAAAUGAGUACCUCGUACAGUAUGUGGCUUGUUGUGUUACUUCCUUACAAUUUGUUACCAUGGAAAUGCAUGAAAGAGACAAAUUUCUUUAUGUCACUGCUCAUACCCAGUCCUAAAUCUUCUGGUAGGGAAAUUGAUGUGUAUCUCCAACCAUUGAUCGAGGAAUUGAAAGAGUUAUGGUUGAUUGGCACUUUCUCUACGACCACUAUACCAGCCGUGAAUUCCAGGAGCAAUCACGGACGAACAAGGCUGCUAGAUAGAAGCAGCUUUACAAUCAUAGUAGCGGGUCCAAGUCGUUUCUACAACGACAGUACGAGCUCGCUCAGAGAAAAGGGGAGUCGGUCGAUCAUGUGGAGUUGUUCCAGGAAACACAUGUUCGAGCAGGGACUUUCGUGUCGCAGGCCGCCGAGGAUGCGCAUAAUCAAAUGCUGGAACUCCAAUCCCAGCCUACCCCAGAGGGUAGUCAGCCACUCUCUGAGGAUGAGAUAUGCGAUCAGGUGUUGGGUAGACGACCAGGCUACUCAAAAGGCCUUGGUUGGGGACCAAAGCCGAAGGCCCGCAGGACGACGAGUGCAAGCAGUUCGUCGACAUCUUGUUUGUAGUUCAUAGAAAAAGAGAUUGAAUUACAAGCUAAACUUCAUGAAGCUUUGGAACGGAUUGAAGUACAAGAUAGAAAUCACCAAGCGUUAGCUUCACAAGUGGAAAGCAUGAAAAAGAUGAUAGAAGAAUUAACUCGUGCACAACAGGGACCACCACAUGAUCCCUAGCUCUGCAGACCGAAGGUGUAGAAUGACGCAUACGCACCUCGUUGGGAGACUUUUUGUAAUGUUUGUGUUUUCUUGUAUUAUGAGAACUAUAUUUUUUAUAGUGAACUUAUUCGUAUUAUUAAUUUUA